This is a messenger RNA of Papilio polytes (common Mormon), 968 nucleotides long. Its product is annotated as ommochrome-binding protein-like. Gene Ontology annotation, molecular function: protein binding. Bases 47 to 925 code for a protein of 292 amino acids. Lineage: Eukaryota; Metazoa; Arthropoda; Insecta; Lepidoptera; Papilionidae. The record is from RefSeq and is a predicted model, not a curated record. The transcript has 2 exons.
UGAUAACAGGUUAAUACCCGUAAGUCAGGUCAUUAUUAAUAAGUAAAUGCUUCCAAGUGUUUAUUAUAUAGUUAUUCUUCAAGCGUUCGAGUAUUCAGUUCAUGAAAUGAUGUUAGUUUAUUUCGCGGUAAUCGUCCUGGCCACAGUGCAAGCUGCAGAGGAGAAAUGUGAUGGCGUCAGUAUUAACGGUUCGAUGUACACAAAAGAAGUGUUAAAACCAUAUCUCGAUAGUCCAUAUCAAUUUACUAUCGAUUACACUACGAAUACAUUAUUCUUCAGCUAUUCAACACAAAAUAAAGAUGAAAGAUUCAAAUUGGCAUAUCUAGAUCUUGAAAGUAAAGAGUUUAAUGUUGUUCCCGGUAUUAAAGAUGGAUUUGCGUCAGCUGUUGACCAAGCUACUGGUAAAGUGUUCUUAGGCGCUAAAGGCGGUGUAUACAGUUUUAAUUUAAAAACAAAACAAGCUAAUCUAUUGCAACCAACUAAUCAAAAUAUAUGGCAAAUGUUCUACAAAGAUGGACUAUAUUAUAGUACUUAUCCAAAGGAAGAAGCGUAUUUCAUUAAAGAUGGUGCAUCUAACAGGGUUGAAGAAUUAAAAGAAAUGCGAGCCAUGUUAAUCGCUCUAGAUGAGAACAAAAAUAUGUACUUUUCUAACUCGUCAGGUUUAUUUAAAUACAACAAAUCGAUUAAGGAAAUAUUACCUUUGGGAGAUAAUGUUGUCAAUGGAAUGAACUCAGAUGUGAAUGGUGAAAUAUAUUUCACUUCUCCUAAUGGUAUUUUCAAAAUUAAUGAUAAAUUUAAUACUGUAGAACGUUUAGUUACAUUAGACAAUGUUUAUGCUGCUGCUAUAGAGAAAGAUGGCAAUAUAUUAUGUGGGACAGACGAAGGUGUUGUAAGAUUUAAGAAAAUUAAUAAAUGUCAUUUGUAAUAUUAUUAUUUAUUCUUCAGUUUUAAAUUUGUAAAGUGAAAUU